Tilletiaria anomala UBC 951 is the source of this 3659-nucleotide messenger RNA. RefSeq names its product putative SEC24-COPII coated vesicle component. Gene Ontology annotation, molecular function: zinc ion binding; SNARE binding. Lineage: Eukaryota; Fungi; Basidiomycota; Exobasidiomycetes; Georgefischeriales; Tilletiariaceae. The transcript has 6 exons. Bases 315 to 3476 code for a protein of 1053 amino acids. Gene Ontology annotation, cellular component: COPII vesicle coat; endoplasmic reticulum exit site. The record is from RefSeq and is a predicted model, not a curated record. Gene Ontology annotation, biological process: COPII-coated vesicle cargo loading; intracellular protein transport; endoplasmic reticulum to Golgi vesicle-mediated transport.
GCAUCCUCUGCUGCCACAGUCAAGAGUUAUUCGGACUCGGCUCAGCACCUUGUCAAGCAGCGCACUGUCGUCUUCUCGGGACGACGGCUUCUUGUGUCGGUCGAUCAGCCGCGAAAAUUUGGGAAAGCACAUCCCCUGCGUCUGAAACACCAUAGCGGAGCGGUCUUCCCAGGUGCAAGAGGCACCCUUCAGUGUGCAACGCAACGCAACGCACCGCAACGCAACGCACCGCACCGCCACCAUCCUCGCUCUCCGGGCCGAGUACGUCAAACAGCAACUGCUCGCUCGUCAUCUGGCGCACAUAGCUACUGUACAUGAUGUCGCAGCAAGCCCCAUCUCUGCCGCCAGGCUGGCAAGCGCAAUGGGACCCGACAGCCUCGCGAUACGUAUACAUUGAAACGGCGACGGGGCGUUCGCAAUGGCAGCUGCCGAGCACCGGACCCCCACCCGCUGGCGGCCCACCGCCAGCAGCGUCCGGCUUCCGACCUACCCACCCACAAGGCGCUGCUCGCAUGUCGAUGCCGCCAAUGCAAGGACCUCCGAGCUUGCGUGGCAUGCCAGGUGCUACAAAUACCCCACCACCCAUCGGGCCCGGCGCGCCUCUCAGCCCGACACCCAGCGUGGGGCCUAGUUCACCGCCUGCGACGAUUGGACCGGGCUCCCGAAGGAGGGCAUAUCCAACUGCGCACCUUGCGGCGAACAGUGUGAGCUACAGCUCAGGGUUCGACCCUGGUGCGCAGGGACUCGGUGGUGGCUAUGGAGCGCAGCCAGGCUAUAAUGCAGCAGCUGGAACGGGAGGACCAGACCAGGGGCCCCAGCUCUUCACACCUGGGAUCCCCGAGAGCCAGGAGCCACUCGCGGUUCAACAGCAACAGCAGCAACCGCGACCCCCCCAGCGAGGUAGCCCCUACGGCCAGAUGCAGCCGCCAGCGCCCAACGGCACCGCGGCCGCAGGGGGCGUCUAUGGCGGCUACGGUGCCGCUCCUGCUGGUGUCGCGGGACCCAACCAGAUGGCUGGCCUGCAGAACCAAUUUGCUUCCAUGGGCAUGGGCAUGGGUGGCGGCGGUGCUGGUGGGUACGGUCUCAAAGGUAACCAGUUGCUCACAAUCAACGUGGCCGGCAUACAGCCCGACGUCAACGACCUGGAACGGCCGCCGCCUGAGAUCCGCCUGCCGCCCAAUGCAUGCAUCACGCAGAACCCGCGAGCCAAUGCGGAUCCUUCGUACCAGCGCUGCACGCUCAAUGCUGUCCCCACCACAUCCGCUCUGCUCCAAAAGACGCGUCUACCGUUCGGCCUGAUCCUCACCCCGUACCGGUCUGUGCGCGAGCAGGAUGGUGACGAGCCUGUUCCUGUCGUUACCGACACGGUUAUCGCGCGCUGCCGGCGCUGCAGGACGUAUAUCAACCCAUAUGUCCAGUUCAUCGAGGGCGGCAACAGGUGGAAGUGUUGCAUGUGCAACAUCUCCAACGAGGUCCCACAGCUGUUCGAUUGGGACCAGGAGAACAACCAGCCUGCGGACCGGUGGAAGAGACCGGAGCUGAACCACUCGGUCGUCGAGUUCAUCGCGCCGAGGGAGUACAUGGUCCGCCCGCCCCAGCCGCCGGUGUACGUCUUCCUGAUUGAUGUCAGCUACAACUCGAUGAAUAGCGGCAUGGCAGCCACUGCUGCGAGGACCAUUCUCGAGUCGCUCGAUCGCCUUCCCAACGACGACGGACGCACGAGGGUGUGCAUUAUUGCCGUCGACACGGCUCUGCACUUUUUCUGCCUUCCGGAGGGCCACUCGGAGGCUGAGAUGCUUGUCGUCGGUGACAUCGACGAUGCCUUCCUGCCCAAGCCGAACGACCUGCUGCUUAACUUACGCGACAGUCGAGCUGGAAUCGAGCAGCUGCUUGGGCGCAUCGGCGACAUGUUCGCUGGCUCCCUCAUCGUCGGCUCGGCCAUGGGCGCUGCUCUGCAGGCAGCGUACAAGCUCAUCUCUCCCAUGGGCGGCAAGAUCAUGUGCCUGACGGCUUCCUUACCGACGCUCGGCCCUGGAGCGCUCAAGGCUCGCGAUGACCCCAAGCUGCUUGGCACGGCAAAGGAGAGCACGCUGCUCAGUGCUGCAUCGUCGUUCUAUAAGACGUUCCCGAUCGACUGCUCGCGAACACAGGUCUCCGUCGACAUGUGGCUGUUCGGCUCUGCAUACCAGGAUGUCGCAACGCUCUCGUGCCUGCCGCGGUAUACGGGUGGUCAGACGUACUUUUAUCCCGGCUUCCACGCGGGCCGUUCGGAGGAUGCGCUCAAGUUCUCGCAUGAGUUUGGCGAGGUGCUCGCGUCACCGAUCUGCUACGAAGCGGUGCUGCGUCUGCGUACGACCAAGGGUAUCCGUGCGACGCAAUUCCACGGCAACUUUUUUGUUCGCUCCACCGACUUGCUCGCCCUGCCCGCUGUCCCGCUUGAUCAGAACUACGCCAUCGAGUGCGAGAUUGAGGAGUCGAUCACUGCUCCCUUUGUCGUCUUCCAAGCUGUCAUCCUUCACAGCACCUCGUUCGGCGAGAGGAGAAUCCGUGUCGUCAACUUGGCCGUACCGACGACAACGAAUAUGUCCGAGGUAUACGCGUCAGCGGAUCAGCAGGCGAUUGCCAUGCUUUUGGCCAACAAGGCCGUCGAGCGAAGCAUCCAUCACAAGCUGGAGGAUGCGCGGGACGCCAUCAUGAACAAGCUGGUCGACAUCUUCACCACGUACAAAUCCACAAUGACCAGCGCUGGCUCGGGAGCUAGUGCGCAACUCAGCAUCGCGCAGAACAUGGCGCUGCUUCCGCUAAUGCUUCUUGCUCUUCUCAAGCACGUCGGUCUGCGGCAGUCGAGCCAGAUCCCUCCCGAUCUGCGUGCCUAUGCUCAAGCUCUCCUCACCACGCUGCCGACGCAGCUGCUCGUGCCUUACUUACACCCUAACUUUUACUGCCUACACAACAUGCCCCCAGAGGUAGGCACCUGGGUCGAGACGCCCGCGCCGGCCCCUGCAGUCCCUGCCGAUGGCAAGGCGGAUGGCGAGGUCAUGCUUCCAGGAUCAACCAGGCAGUUCAUCUUCCCGGCCAAACUCAACCUCACAAGCGAGAAGCUGGAGAGGCAUGGUCUAUACCUCAUCGAAGACGGUCAGACAAUCUUCCUAUGGAUCGGCCGCGACGCCGUGCCACAGCUGUGUAUGGACGUCUUCGAUGCACCCAACUAUACCGAAGUGAAAGGAGGAAAGGCCACGCUGCCGGAGCUCGACAACUCGAUGAACAAGCGAGUGCGCGGCAUCGUCGAUAGGAUCAGGGACUUAAGGAGGGGUCCGUACCGCCCGCAUCUGUACAUUGCAAAGGAGGACGGAGAGCCGAGCGUGCGCAUGUGGGCGCUGAGCAUGCUCAUCGAAGAUCGGGACGCAGGCGCUUCAGGCAUGAGCUACAUGCAAUUCUUGACCAAAGUGCGCGAUCGCGUCAACGGAGGCUCUUGAGCGACCCGCGUUCUGGGGAGCGGCUGCUGGAUGCGGGGUUGCUUGCUCAAAGGCUUCACAUUUGCAAGCCGCAUACAGACGAGGAAGUGAUUGCAGUGGACGAAUGCGACGGCUUCGAAGAAGAAUGAAAACAAGUGUAUAGAAAUGAAAAGGCACGAAACGUUGGAACAGUGUGCACUCGUC